AUGACUCCUGUCUUUCUGGGAAAUUUGCCACCGACUCCGGAAAAAGCGCCACAGGUCCAAGGCCGUGUGUGGCAGCUCUGCCAAAAGCAGACGGGAUGCCGUCGUGUACAGGAAGCCAUCGAUGCCUGCAGCUCUGACCAGGAGCGAAAUGCACUUGCGCAGGAGAUGGCUGGACAUGUCUGGGAAGCGGCUCGUUGCCCUUUCGGGAACUAUGUCCUUCAGAGAUUCAUCACCUUGCUGAGGCCACGCGACUGCCAGUUCAUCAUUGAGGAGAUCUCUUCCCAGGGGAGGCGAGCAGCUUCGCAGCUGGCACGCCACCGCUAUGGAUGUCGGAUCAUGCAGCGACUCCUGGAACAUCUCCGACAUGAGCAAACGAUGGGAAUGGUGGAUUUCUUGCUUAAGGAGGGGCUUCAGCUCGUCCGGCAUCAGUACGGCAACUUCGUGAUGCAGCGGAUCCUCAGUCAUGGCACGCCCGCCCAGCGGCACUCGCUCUGCCAGCUUCUAUUGAUUCAGGCCUCUGAUCUGGCCACGGACCAGAACGCCAGUGCCGUGUUGGCCAAGGCACUGGCCCAUGUCUGUCCCGAGGACAAGAGAAGCUUGGCAAAUGGGCUCUUGUCGCAGCCAGGGCUUCUCUUAGCCAUGUCCAAAAUUCGGCAUGGCCACCAGACAGCCCUGGCUUUGCUUCAUGUCCUGGAGGGGGAGAUGCUUGCAAAGGCCCUGGACACUAUGCAGGAGAACCUUUCAGCCUUGUCGCGCUCUCGCUACGGCCGGGUCGUGCUACGGAGCAUCCCGGCGCUGAGUGCGGUCUGCACUGAUCUGCCUGGAGAAGAGGUGAUUGCCUACGGCAGGGAGGUGUUGAUAGCGGUUGACAUGAGCGGUCGGGAGCAUGUCCUCCGGCGACGUCCGGUGGCAGGCGAAGCAACUCUGAUGACGGGGGGCGAUGGCAGAGAGGGGACGCUGGGGAGCGUACUGGCACCAGCAUCAGAGUUGCUGCGCCACGAAUGCUGGCACUGGUACUUCGGAGAGGGGAACAGUGCACGGGAACGCACGGGUGCCUGGCACUCUUGCAGAAAAGCCUCGCGCCGCUGCUCCCGCCCCUCGAAGUGCUCUGCCACGCCCCGAUGGCGGGGCAUGGCAGAGCACUUCGAGGGGAUUAGCCUGCAGGCGGAUUGCCAGGCAGCAAGCGGCUUUGCCGAUGUGCGGUCCCACCCAUGUGCCAGGUUAGAGCCGCCAGCUGCUUCAAGUCAGUGUCGACAGAAAAGGGCAGCUAUCUUCCUCAAUCUCGAGCUUUAUCGUUAG
This is a messenger RNA of Symbiodinium necroappetens, 1299 nucleotides long. NCBI's taxonomy places the organism in Eukaryota, Dinophyceae, Suessiales, Symbiodiniaceae. The record is from the annotation of a GenBank genome assembly.